Seriola dumerili (greater amberjack) is the source of this 1849-nucleotide messenger RNA. RefSeq names its product carbohydrate sulfotransferase 12 (gene chst12). Gene Ontology annotation, molecular function: sulfotransferase activity. Gene Ontology annotation, cellular component: membrane. Gene Ontology annotation, biological process: proteoglycan biosynthetic process; carbohydrate biosynthetic process. The coding region runs from base 255 to 1532 and encodes 425 amino acids. The record is from RefSeq and is a predicted model, not a curated record. The transcript is spliced from 6 exons. Lineage: Eukaryota; Metazoa; Chordata; Actinopteri; Carangiformes; Carangidae.
UUCAUUCUGUGGAGAGCGUAGACCGCUACGGUCCUAUCGUGCCAACCCGGUCUCAUCACCGGGCUGACGGACAGACAGAGAGGGGGGACACGGAGCAGGCGACAAAGGACUGACUGGCCGGCAACAUGGAGCUCAUCUGCCGGUUACAGCCAGCAAGCAGGAAGUGUCUCCUUCCGUAAUAUAUGGCCACCAUGGAGUUGAGAUAAACUUUUCCUCUUUUCUUCGCCAAUCCCGACUGCGGAUCUGAUAUUACCAUGGGUAUUUGGCGUGGUCUACGAGUGGCGUUCAUCCUGGGGUCUUUGUUUAUGAUCCUGCUGAUCAUCGUCUACUGGGACGACAUCGGAGGCUUCAACCUCUAUCCACUGCAGGACCCCAAACACCGGACACUUCAAUCUGAUUCUUGCCCACGGACGACUACAGGCUCUUUGCUUUCUCCCUCCACCAGCAGGGUCCAGAGCAGUUCUUCCCUCACUGUCCCCGCCACCGCUUCCAGUACAAAACCCAUGCCUGAAAAGACGAGGGGAGCAGCUGAAGAACAAAAACAGGAGGAGGGCAAGGACAAACAAGAGCAGGGGAAGGAGGAAACACAGGAAGAUGGGAGGGAGAGGAGUCAGACUUCUGCUGAUGACAGGGAACAGGAGGCAAGGAAGCAGAGGAUCAUGGAUGUUUGUUCAGGACGGGACGAUGUGGAAUUCCCUGGAAGGACUCGGGCAUUUGAGCAGAUCCCCAACAGGGAACUGGAUCACCUGAUAGUCGACGAUACCCACCAGAUUAUCUACUGCUACGUUCCCAAGGUAGCUUGCACCAACUGGAAGAGAGUGAUGGUGGUUUUGUCUCAGUCUCUGAUCUCGCCCUCCUCAGGAAAGCCUUACACUGACCCAGAGGCUGUACCUCCGGACCUCGUACACAACUCCACUCUUCACCUCACUUUUGCCAAGUUUUGGCGCCAUUAUGGUUCUCUGUCCCGCCACCUGAUGGCACUCAAGCUCCAGCACUACACCAAGUUUCUGUUUGUACGAGACCCUUUUGUACGUCUCAUCUCUGCCUUCAGGAACAAGUUUGGAAGACCCAAUGAGGACUUCUACAGGCAGUUUGGUUCAGUCAUGCUGCGUCGUUAUGGUAAUGUCUCUGGGAGUUUGCCAGAGACCGCAGCCGAGGCGUUUGCAGCUGGAAUCAAACCAACAUUUCAGCAAUUUAUCACAUACCUGCUGGAUCCAGAGACUGAGAAGGAGAGUAUGUUCAACGAACACUGGCGACAGGUGUACCGUCUCUGCCAUCCAUGCCAGAUCAAGUAUGACUUCAUUGGACGACUAGAAACCCUAGAACCCGACGCAGAUCGCCUGCUGAAGCUUCUGGAGGUGGAUCAUCUGCUCCGCUUCCCUUCAGGGGCUCGAAACCGAACUGCAACCAGCUGGGAAAGAGACUGGUUUGCACAGAUUCCCAUAACAAUGAGGAGAGAACUGUACAAGCUAUAUGAACCAGACUUUGAGCUGUUUGGUUAUCCCAAACCUGACAGCGUACUACAUCAGUAAUCCAUACAGAGCCAAAGGCCUGGGCACUGCACUGUGUGUAGAGCCCACACCUCACCUACCUGCCUUUAAAGACCAGUCUACAUUGCUGUUUGUUUCAUUUGUUUUGUGCAUACCUCAAAUGACCGAAGGGCCUGCCAGUAUUAUUUUAUUUUUGUCAUCAUUUCAUAUCUGAAGCACACCCGCUUACAAGCUAAGUUAUCCCAUCCUUUCCCCAUGCAAAGGCACUUUCAAUUGUAUUUUGUGAAUAGUAUUUUGGUAUAUCAUGGGGAAAGGGCUGCGGCUAACUGUUUGCUGACAUUUCUGAGGGUAAACAUGUU